UUUCUCACCUAAUGCAUCAAGAAUAAGAUCCAUGCAAUUUUUAUGUACACACAUACCUUUCAAUCUUUAUAAAGAAUCCCACUACUUUGGCUCUCUCUCUCUCUCUCUCUGAAAAAAAACCAAAGAAAAAUAAAUAUUGAGUUUGAAGAACACUAGAACUCAACCUUUCUUUGACAGAUAUUUGCUCUCGUUAGAUUUGUGAGGCAGGAAUGGUAAAUGGGUCAGCCGGGUUUUGUUUUUCUGAGGCACAAAGAUGACACAUGUCUGACAUUUUCCUGAGAAAGUGAGAGAGAAAGUUAGGAAGAAAACAAUCAAGUGGGCACUACUAUUUUGCUUCACAAAACCCAAGUAGUAUCAUGCUUCAGUAGCUAUUGUUUUGUUUUGUUUUGUUUUUUUUCUUUUCCUUUCCUCGAGUUCAUCGAGUACUAGUGACUCAUAUCUUAUGCUAAUGCUGUUAAGCAUUAUUUUUCACUUCCCUUUAUAACUGAAGUUCACAGCUUUAUUAUCAUAUCAGCACAAGAAGGUUCUUUCACUUUAUGCUUUUGCUGGUUUUAAAGAUGGGAUUUCAGCUCAAAAUGGUUUCUUUCUGUAUUCAAAAAAGUCUUCUUCUUCUUCUUCUACCUCUCCUCUGCUCAUCUCAAGAAAUAAAUGUGGAAAGAGUAGAUACUCAUAUGAUCAACAAAGACAACAUCAUUAAGAUGGAUCAUAAACUAUUGUUUAAUAUUACAAUUCAUGGAUUUCUUCUCUGGGCUUCAAUGGGAUUUUUUAUGCCUAUUGGGAUCCUCACUAUAAGAAUGUCAAACAGAGAAGAAUGUGGAAGAAGACUCAGAGUUCUUUUCCAGAUUCAUCUUAUUUCACAGGCUCUGGCUGUACUUCUUGCAACAGCAGGAGCAGUUUUGUCCAUCAAAAACUUCAACAACACAUUCAACAAUAAUCACCAAAGAAUAGGGGUAGCCUUGUAUGGAAUAAUCUGGCUCCAAGUCAUUAUUGGGUUCUUCAGGCCAAACAGGGGGGCUAAGGGAAGGAGUGUUUGGUUUUUUGCACAUUGGAUUCUUGGAACUACAGUGUCAUUAUUGGGAGUGUUUAGCAUAUAUUCAGGUUUACAAGCCUUUCAUGAGAAAACAUCAAAAAAAGUAGGGAUUUGGACCUCACUUUUCACUGCUCAAAUAAGUUUCAUAUGCCUUUUUUACCUGUUCCAAGACAAAUGGAGUUAUAUACAAAAACAAGGAGUGAUUUUGGGCACUACUACAGAUCCAAUGCCUGAGGCUCCUCCAAAAGAAAAGCAAAAAGAAUUGGCUAUGGAGUCUUGCUGAGAAAAAAAUUAUAUAUUAAUUAAUUAUAUUACUUAUUUUACUAACCAGAAAAUUUCAUUUCUUGUUUUUCUUUUUCUUCUUUUUUUUGUUAAAUAUUCCCAGAGAUGGGACACAUUGGUUUUUAGAACCCAGUGUUGGGCUGUAGAUUUCUACUCAUAAGAUUGUAUAAUGGAUAUUAUUACUGAAACAGAUAUCACUGUUUUGAAGUUUGUUUGUAUAUUGGAUUGUGUAAUGAAAAUUUUGGACCUUUA
Humulus lupulus (European hop) is the source of this 1564-nucleotide messenger RNA. Its product is annotated as cytochrome b561 domain-containing protein At2g30890-like. The coding region runs from base 537 to 1313 and encodes 258 amino acids. Gene Ontology annotation, molecular function: transmembrane monodehydroascorbate reductase activity. The transcript has 4 exons. The record is from RefSeq and is a predicted model, not a curated record. NCBI's taxonomy places the organism in Eukaryota, Viridiplantae, Streptophyta, Magnoliopsida, Rosales, Cannabaceae.